Cricetulus griseus (Chinese hamster) is the source of this 1650-nucleotide messenger RNA. The record is from RefSeq and is a predicted model, not a curated record. Lineage: Eukaryota; Metazoa; Chordata; Mammalia; Rodentia; Cricetidae.
AUGUCUUCCAAAACCACCAUCAGGAGUCAAACCAGUCACCGAGGCAUCAAUGUCAGCUCAGCCAUAUUGCCAAGGCUAAACCACCCUGGCUUCAGCAGUGUGUCUGUGUGCUGUUCCGGGGGCAACAAUGGCUCUGGGGUUCUAUUUGGAGGAGCUGGCUUUGGCAGCAGGAGUCUCUAUGGUGUGGGGAGCUCCAAGAGGAUCUCCAUCGGAAGGGGCAGCUGUGGCAUUGGGGGAGGCUAUGGCAGCCGAGUUGGAGGAGGCUUCAGCUUUGGAGGAGCCAGCAGUGGAUUUGGCUUCGGGGGUGGAGCUGGCUUUGGUGGUGACUAUGGGGGUACUGGAUUCCCUGUGUGCCCCCCUGGAGGCAUCCAAGAGGUCACCAUUAACCAGAACCUGCUCACCCCUCUGAAAUUCCCACCCCCCAUCCAGAGGGUGAGGACUGAGGAACGUGAGCAGAUCAAGACCCUCAACAACAAGUUUGCCUCCUUCAUCGACAAGGUGCGGUUCCUGGAGCAACAGAACAAGAUCUUGGACACCAAGUGGGCCCUGCUGCAGGAGCAGGGCACAAAGAUCAUGAGACCGAAUGUGGAGGACUUGUUUGAGCACUAUAUCAGCACCCUCAGGAGAGAAGAAAACUACAUACUUGGGCAGAGGAGCCACCUUGACUCAGAGCUGAAGAGUAUGCAGGAUACAGUGGAGGACUACAAGAACAAAUACGAAGAUGAAAUCCGCAAGCGUACUGCAGCUGAGAAUGAAUUUGUGACCCUGAAGAAGGAUGUAGAUGCAGACUAUAUGAAUAAGGUUGAACUGCAAGGCAGGGCAGACAGUCUGGCAGAUGAGAUCAACUUCCUGAGAACUGUCUUUGAUGCAGAACUGUCUCAGAUGCAAACUCACAUCUCAGACACAUCUGUGGUCCUCUCCAUGGACAACAACCGCAGCCUGGACCUGGACAGCAUCAUUGCUGAGGUCAAGGCCCAAUACGAGGAGAUUGCUCAGAGGAGCCGGGCUGAGGCUGAAUCUUGGUACCAGACGAAAUAUGAGGAGCUGCAGGUCACAGCAGGAAGACAUGGAGACGACCUGCGCAACACCAAGCAGGAGAUUGCAGAGAUCAACCGCAUGAUCCAGAGGCUGAGAUCCGAGAUCGACCAUGUCAAGAAGCAGUGUGCCAACCUCCAAGCUGCCAUCGCUGAGGCUGAGCAGCGUGGGGAGAUGGCCCUCAAGGAUGCCAGGGGCAAGCUGGAAGGGCUGGAGGAUGCCCUGCAGAAGGCCAAACAGGACAUGGCCAGGCUGCUGAAAGAGUACCAGGAGCUCAUGAAUGUCAAGCUGGCCCUUGAUGUGGAGAUUGCCACCUACAGGAAGCUGUUGGAAGGAGAGGAGUGCAGGCUGUAUGGUGAAGGUGUUGGACAAGUCAACAUCUCUGUGGUGCAGUCCACCGUGUCCAGCAGCUAUGGCAGUGCAGGUGGUGCCAGCAGCAGCUUGGGCCUGGGAGGAGGCAGCAGCUACUCUUACAGCAGUAGCCAUGGCCUUGGAGGUGGCUUCAGUUCUGGCAGUGGCAGAGGCAUCAGUGGUGGCCUCAGCUCCUCUGGUGGCAGCUCUUCCACCAUCAAGUACACCACCACCUCCUCCCGCAGGAAGAGCUACAGGCACUGA